AUGUAUACAAAUGUAUCGAACUCAUCAAAGCACUCCUACCGUGACAAGUGCACACCGCCUCGUCAAGUUGUUCUUCGUACUCAACCAAAUAAUAAUCGUGUUGCCUUAGUUCAUGAAAGAAAAUAUACAAUUAGAUUACGUCGCCGUCGUGCUCAACAAACACGUUCGUUCUAUGAUAAUACUGAAGGUGAUGAAAGUGAACCUAUUGUAUCAAAAUGGACUAUUGUUAGACAACGUUUACCCGAUAUUCUUGCUCUUAGUGGGACUUAUAAACCAUCGAGUAUUCGAGCUCAACUUGUUCUACUCGUGGCUUUAAUGAAUAAACAAACACAUGAACAAAUGAAUGAACAAUAUCAAUUAAUGAGAAAUGAACAAAAUGGCGUAAUGUCACAUAGAAUGCCAGAUAGUGUUACUAUUAAUACUAGUGGUCGUACUCGAGAAAUUUGUUUAAAACGUAUUCCAUCACAACAAAUGAUUCAUGUUGAUACUGAUACUUUAGCAUUUUCAGUUCCAACACGUCAAUUUAUAUUAGCUAUAAGUCGUGGUAAUACUCACGAAACAGCGGCAAAAUUUUGUCCACCAGCUAUAAGUGAUAUGUUAAUUGAUUUAUCUAAAAUCAAAAUAAUUGAUGAUCGUCGUCAAUUUAAACGUGCACAAUUUAAAAUGCGUCUUGGUCAAAGUUUAUUUUUCUUUGUAUUUAUAUUUAUUAUUACAAUGAUGUUUGCACUUACUCUUAGUACAACAAAUUUAAUAUUGAAUGAUGCUUGGAAUAAUCCAAUACCAAUAGCAUCAGGAAUAUCUAAUCAAUCUUCAAACUCACCAACCGAAGAUUGGCAAACCCGAGUGAAGAAACUUUUAACUUCAAUUAACUCAACUUUAAUUUCAAUUAACUCUAAUAUGACUUCAGUUCACACUAUUUUAACUUCACUUAACUCCACUUCGCGUAACUCCACUUCAUCUUGGUAA
Molecule: messenger RNA, 966 nt
Organism: Adineta steineri
Lineage: Eukaryota; Metazoa; Rotifera; Eurotatoria; Adinetida; Adinetidae
Source: the annotation of a GenBank genome assembly